ACUAAAAUGGAAAACUGUAGAUAUUCAAUCCAUGUUGAUUAAACAAUUAUCAUGAAGAUAUUUGUUGUUCUACUAGCUGUGGUUUUGGGUUCCCAAGCUCACCAAGAAUAUGGUGAUGAUCACCAUGCUCGUGACGGUAUUGAACCAGUGUUACAAAGGCACGCCACUAGAAGUUUGCCAACGAAUUUAAAAAGUUCACCAAUUUUAAACCAAGCUCGUUAUAUGGGUUACCGAAGUGCACCAGUAGAUCAGAAGCCCGAAGUUGUAUCAAAGAGGUCAUGGUUUGGAAAUAAACAUAGGCCUUCUCUCUUCCAUCGCAAACCACACCGUAGGUUAUUCCACCCCCAUCAUCGAAGCGUCCUACCAAUUGAGACUCGAUCCGACAAGAAACAACUAGGUGAUUCUGAAUCUGUCAAGAAACAACUACGUGAUUCUGUUGAAGCAUUAAAACAAGCACCUGAUGCUGAAGCAGAAAUCGUGGUUGAUCCACAUUCUGCGCGGGCUUUCUUGUUACAUCGUUCAAAUGAACUACCCCUAGUUCGUUCCCCAUGGUACGCUCGAUCCGCCAGUAUAGAACCAUCCCUCCCUUCAAGUCGACACCCUCCAAUUCAAUUCGCUGACUCUGCCGACCUUGCUGACCCCAUAAAACAAGCACGUGAUGCCGAGGCAGACAUCGUAGCUCGUACUUUUAUGCUACCCCGUUCGAAUGAACUACCCCUUGUUCGUUCCCCAUGGUAUGCUAGAUCCGCCAGUAUAGAACCAUCCCUCCCUUCAAGUCGACACCCUCCAAUUCAAUUCGCUGACUCUGCCGACCUUGUUGACCCCAUAAAACAAGCACGUGAUGCUGAGGUAGACAUCGUAGCGCGUACUUUUCGUUCGAAUGAACUACCCCUUGUUCGUUCUCCAUGGUACGCUCGAUCCGCUAAUAUAGAACAUUCAAGUCGACACGCUCCAAUUCAAUUCGCUGACUCUGCCGACUUUGUUGCCCCCAUAUCUCGUUCGCAAGAACCAGAACUACCCCUUGUUCGUUCCCCAUGGUACGCUCGCUCCGCCAAUGUACAACCAACCCUCCCCUCAAGUCGCCACCCUCCAAUUCAAUUCGCUGACUCUGUCGACCUUGAACCAUUGAAACAAGCACGUGAUGCUGAGGCGAACAUCGUAGUUGAACCACAUUCUGCGCGUGCGUUUUUGCUACAUCGUUCGCAUGAACUACCCCAUGUCCGUUCCCCAUGGUACGCUCGAUCUGCCCCAACUUCAAGUCGCCACUCUCCAAUUCAAUUCGCUGACUCUGUCGACCUUGAACCAUUGAAACAAGCACGUGAUGGUGAAGCAGACAUCGUAGUUGAUCCACAUUCUGCGCGCGCUUUUUUGUUACAUCGUUCACAUGAACUACCCCAUCUCCGUUCCCCAUGGUACGCUAGAUCUGCCCCAACUUCAAGUCGCCACUCUCCAAUUCAAUUCGCUGACUCCGUCGACCUUGAACCAUUGAAACAAUCACGUGAUGGUGAAGCAGACAUCGUAGUUGAUCCACAUUCUGCGCGCGCUUUUUUGUUGCACCGUUCGAAUGAACUACCCCAUUACCGUUCCCCAUGGUACGCUAGAUCCGCCGAUAUACAACCUUCAAGUCGACACCCUCCAAUUCAAUUCGCUGACUCUGUCGACCUUGAACCAUUGAAACAAGCACGUGAUGGUGAAGCAGACAUCGUAGUUGAUCCACAUUCUGCGCGUGCUUUUUUGUUACAUCGUUCACAUGGAUCCUUCCAAGUCCGUAACCCAUGGUACCGUCGCCAUUACCAAUCAUACCGAUCCGAACCAACUGAAUUGCGUAUACAGCUGCGUGACGCUCAACCAGCUGAUUCUGAAGAUGCCUCUUCACGCCUUGAUGCUUCAGGAUUCUUCGAUCAACCAGAUAAUUUUGCUGCCGCUUUUAUUGAUGAAGAAGGGGAUCAGCAGUUUGAUUCUGAACCAGCUGAACAGCACACUGAUUCCGGAGUCUUUGACUUUGCAGAACAACGGUACGAUUCUGAAACUCUAACUAAUCGCCAAAAUCAACCUGCUGAUUAACCAGGAGAUUCUACAAUCCAAAAUAUGCUAUAGUAGGUUAUAAUAAUUAAUAUUAUAUAAUAUAUUGUAAUAAACCUACAUCAUAAGUGGAUUUCAAACAAUAAAUGCUACUAAAAUAU
This is a messenger RNA of Brassicogethes aeneus, 2183 nucleotides long. The record is from the annotation of a GenBank genome assembly. Lineage: Eukaryota; Metazoa; Arthropoda; Insecta; Coleoptera; Nitidulidae.